Messenger RNA from Camelina sativa (false flax), 1320 nucleotides. The record is from RefSeq and is a predicted model, not a curated record. NCBI's taxonomy places the organism in Eukaryota, Viridiplantae, Streptophyta, Magnoliopsida, Brassicales, Brassicaceae.
AUGGAACAACAAUGUGGUUGUGAAUGUUUGAGGAAUGGAGAUGUUGUGAAUGAAGACAGAAUCAGUGAGUUGGAUGAAGAUCUGCUUGUGCAUAUAAUAUCUUCUCUUCCGACAAAAAGUGCCGUAGCCACGAGUGUUUUGUCUAGACGUUGGAGACAUGUUUGGAAGACGGUGCAAAAUCUCAAGUUUGUUUCUAUUAAGUAUCACCGUACCUUUACAGAGGAUGUUUACAAAUUUUUUCUGUUACAUAAAGCUCCGUUUCUAGAGAGUUUGCAUUUGGAAAUUAGAGAUAGAUAUGGUGCUUCGAAUGUUGGAAUAUUGCUCGUAAUUGCAUUCGCACGCCAUGUGCGUAACUUGGUACUGGAUUAUGUUGGCAGUUUAUUCUGUUUUCCGAGUGUUUUCUGCAUUGAUAAUAAUACACUCGAGUCCUUGGAACUCAAAAACUCCGUUAUUUUGGAUUUUCCAUCUCGGGCUUGUUUGAAGUCCCUAAGAAAGCUGCACCUUUACAAAAUACAUGUCCAUAACGAAGACUCUUUUUGCAACCUUUUAUGCGGAUGUCCUAAUCUUGAAGAUUUGGUACUUCAUGGAGGCGAAACUUACCUUGGGACUGUCACUAUUGCGGUGCCAUCAUUACAGAGACUAACCAUAGAUAAAGAAAAUAACUAUGGAGGUGGUGAAGGUUAUGUGAUAAAUGCCCCUGCUUUGAAAUACUUGAACAUCAACGGGCUGUUUUAUUUUGAGUAUUUUCUGAUUGAGAAAGCGCCAAAGCUGGAGGAGGCAAAAGUCAGUGACGUUUCUAAGAUAGACAAUGAGAACAUUAUGGAAUCACUAACCUCAGCCAAACGUCUUUCCUUACAGUUGUCACCCUUCGAGAUCAAGUUUCCUAGUGGUAGCAUUUUCCAUCAGCUAGUAUAUUUGGAUCUGCAUACAAAUAAUAGGAAGUGGUGGAAUCUACUUUCGUUCAUGCUUAAUGCUUCUCCUAAGUUGCAAAUCCUCAAGCUCACCGACCUAGAUAUGUCUUCUAACAAAGGAAAUCGGAUCGGCCAAAAAUGGAAUCAGCCGAAAUGUGUACCCGAAUGUUUGUUGUUCAAUCUUGAGACAUUCGUAUGGAUAGGACACGAAUGGCAACGAAAAGAUGAGAAAGAAAUUGCCACAUACAUCUUAAGAAACACAAGACGGUUGAAGAAAGCAACUUUCUCCACAAAACCCAUCGAACCGGAAAAGCUCAAAAAAUUGGAAAAGAGACGUAGGAUGCUCGACGAGUUGGCGAAUGUGGACAGGGCUUCAAAUUCAUGUCAUUUUGUGUUUGAAUCCAUGUAA